Molecule: messenger RNA, 765 nt
Organism: Homarus americanus (American lobster)
Lineage: Eukaryota; Metazoa; Arthropoda; Malacostraca; Decapoda; Nephropidae
Product: cuticle protein AM1159-like
Exons: 3
Coding region: 92-499 (135 amino acids)
Cellular component (GO): chitin-based extracellular matrix
Molecular function (GO): structural constituent of chitin-based larval cuticle
Source: RefSeq, a predicted model, not a curated record
GUCAGGGCAGCGUGUGGAAGUGUAUAUAAGGGAGCUCCACCGCCAGUCAGGUAUCAUCGUCACCCGGCGCCUCACCACACACACACCAGACAUGAAGCUCGUCCUCCUCGCCUGCCUGGCCGCCCUGGCCGUCGCCGCUCCUCAGUUCGAAAAUGCAAUCCCUGUAGUGAUCCUCCGCGACGACCGUGUGGACAACGGUGACGGCAACUUCAACUAUGCCUUCGAGAGUGACGAUGGCAUCGCCAUAGAAGCCUUCGGCUCCCCUGGCUCAGUGGGUCAGAGCAACAUCCAGGGCACCAUCAGAUUCAUCCACCCCGACGGUACCCCCUCUGAGAUCAGCUACUCCGCUGACGAGAACGGCUUCCAGCCCCAGGGUGCCCUCAUCCCCACCCCUCCUCCCCUCCCCGCCCACGCCAUCGAGCAGAUCCGCAUCGGCGAAGAACAGCGUGCUGCCGGCAUCACCUUUGAUCAACGUGGGUUCAGAGUGAACAGAAAGUAAACGCCUUCUAAAGUUACCUACACUGCAGAUAAGCUCAAUUCAGACAACGUGCUGGUCCACAACUGACUCUACUUCCCACACAUCCACCAGGCCGAGGGGCAACGCUUCCAUGUCAGUACUUUCGAACACGACAGGAGAGGUUGACCUCUUCCUUAAUAAUACCAUUUUCUCAAAAUUAUUUUCAGUGCUCCAAGCUUAUAUUAAGUCUUUGGAGAGCACAACUGACUACAUGCAUUGAAAACGAAAUAAAAUUGAAGAUUCUAAAA